This is a messenger RNA of Blastomyces dermatitidis ER-3, 3014 nucleotides long. RefSeq names its product malate dehydrogenase (oxaloacetate-decarboxylating)(NADP+). Gene Ontology annotation, biological process: pyruvate metabolic process; malate metabolic process. The coding region runs from base 546 to 2354 and encodes 602 amino acids. Gene Ontology annotation, molecular function: malate dehydrogenase (decarboxylating) (NAD+) activity; NAD binding. The record is from RefSeq and is a predicted model, not a curated record. Gene Ontology annotation, cellular component: mitochondrion. Lineage: Eukaryota; Fungi; Ascomycota; Eurotiomycetes; Onygenales; Ajellomycetaceae. The transcript has 6 exons.
GGAGACGCCGAAGACCGCCUAGAGAAGUCGCUAAAGGGCUCUCGGGAAGGGUGUGGGGACGCUAUCUCGUUAGGCUUGCUUGUCCGGAGUACGGAAGUAGCAGGCGGCGGCGAUUUAUUACUAAAUUUAACGACGGAGCGAGUACCUAGGCAUGUAAUUAAUAAUUGUAUACGGAAUACACAGACAGUAACCUUGCGCCGUUUGUUGUUUGUCGUCGUUGUCGCUGUUGUCACUGUUGUCCGAUGCCUUGUUGACUUGUUGUCGAGUUCGAGAAGUAAUCACAAUAUACUCCGUAAUAAUAAUAAUAAUAAUAAUAAUACUCCCUGGUCCCUAUUUCCCCUUCCUCCCUUCUCACUUCCCCAGACAGAGAGCCAGAUGUUUGGCCAUAUAAAUAAGCACUCCGGUUACUUUUGCUGGCAAAUUGCUGCUCUCUCCUCUCUCUUCCUCCUCCUCUUCCAACCUCUAGCUUUGUGAAUGCUCCAAAGAACUUGGCCCAAUAUCUGUUGCUUUCAUCCAGUUCCUCCUCCUCCUCUUGCUUGCCCAUUAUGAGUCAAGGUGUCCCCCGUUUCCAGCAGCGCAGUUGCGUCCAUUCUUCUGCCCCUGCCAACGCUACUCCUUCAGAGAGCUCCUAUGACACCGCAAACCCUGGCUAUAUCCGCAAAUACCUUCGAUCAUACGGCUUGACGCCUCCCCGGGUGGAGAGCUAUGAGACACAGAAGACUAGAUGUCUGAGGCAGUUGGCCCUCAAACCAACCUCCAUCGACAAGUUCCUCUACCUCAGCACUCUCCGCAGGAAUAACGUCCAUCUUUUCUACCGUUUGGUUGUAGACCAUCUAAAGGAACUCACACCUUUGAUAUACACGCCCGUUGUGGGCGAAGCUUGCCAGAGAUGGUCCGAAAUAUAUCAGCAACCUGAAGGAAUGUAUAUCAGUUACGAAGACAGAGGCAACAUUGCAGCUGUCAUUCAAAAUUGGCCCCAGCCGCAUGUCGAUAUUACUGUUAUCACGGAUGGCUCUAGAAUUCUUGGCCUGGGAGACCUUGGCAUCAAUGGAAUGGGUAUCCCCAUCGGAAAGCUUGCCCUAUACACGGCCUGCGCUGGUGUCAGGCCGGAUGCUACUCUGCCUCUAACCCUAGAUUUGGGAACGAGCAAUAAGGCGUUGAGAGAAGAUCCUCUUUAUAUGGGUAGUCGUCGAGACAAGGUGACCCCUGAGCAAGAAUUGGAAUUUAUGGAUGAACUGAUGAUCGCCCUGACCGAGAAAUGGCCUGGCAUUGUCGUGCAAUUUGAGGAUUUCAAGAACCCAUUCCCAGCUCUUGAACGGUAUCGCCACAGAUUUACCUGCUUUAACGACGAUAUUCAGGGAACCGGCGCUGUUAUUCUUGCGGGAGUCAUGAAUGCCGUAAAGCAGUCUGGCAUUCCCACCAGAGAGCAUAAGGCUGUCUUCCUUGGAGCAGGGAGCGCUGGUGUUGGUGUUGCCAAACAGAUUGUCGACUUCUUCGUUCGCGAAGGAAUGACAGAAGACGACGCCAAGGCCUGUUUCUACCUCGUUGACACAAAGGGUCUUGUCACGGCUGAUCGGGGCGACAAACUUGCCCCGCAUAAGGUUUACUUUGCGCGAACUGAUAACCAGGGCCAGCAGUUGAAGACAUUGAGCGAGGUUGUUAAUCAUGUCAAGCCCACCAUGCUUAUGGGCCUGUCGACCCUUGGAGGCGUAUUUACCCCUGAAAUCCUCAGAAGCAUGGCCUCCUUCAGCAAGCGACCCAUCAUCUUCCCCCUCUCAAACCCCUCCGCGAACUCUGAAUGCGACUUCGAAGCCGCCAUCACACACACCGAUGGUCAGGCACUAUUCGCCUCCGGCUCCCCCUUCCAGCCAUUUUCAUUUAAAAACUCAGCUGGCCAGACAAAAACCUACUAUCCAGGCCAGGGCAACAACAUGUACGUCUUCCCUGGAAUUGGUCUGGGAACCAUCCUCAGCAAAGCCGUCGAAGUCACCGACAGCAUGAUCUACGCAUCUGCCGAAGCCCUCUCCAAAACCCUUACCCCAGAGGAACUCGAACAUGGCCUCCUCUACCCGGACCUCACCCGCAUCAGAGAGGUGAGCGUCGUUGUGGCACGUGGAGUCAUCCAUGCAGCCCAAGAGGCCAAGGUCGAUCGGGAGACGGGAAUCCGCGCGCUGAGCGAUGCAGACAUGGAUGCCUGGAUCCGGUCGAAGAUGUACGCUCCACAUUCUGAGGUUGCGUCGCUGGAGCGAGAGGUGGGCAUCUUGCUUUCGUCGAUUGGCCGGCCGAGCUACGGUAGUAAUGGCUGGGAGAUGGGGUCGGAUGAAGAUCCCAAUGAUAAGGGGGCUAAGUUGUGAAUAUAACGUGCCGGGAACUUUUAAUUUCUUUUCUUUUGAAGCUUUCCAAUCGCUCAAACCCUCCACCUUACCCCCGCUUACCGUGAUUGGCACCGUUUCCUUUCGACCCCUGAGUCCUCUAGCGCACCUUUUCCAUUUUACCUGCCUCUUUUACCUGCUUCAGAUGAGAAGUGACACAUGAAUGCAUUGACAUUCUACAUACAUGUGUUUGUUCUUUUCUUCGUCUUGUUUUCCCCAGGUUUACAAUUUUGUUUCUGUCUGGCGCAAGUUCUCACUCUUCUUCUUCUUUUUUUUUUUUUUUUUUUUUUUUUUUUUUUUUUUUUUUUUUUCUUGUGUGGGAACACGGCAUGGAACAAAAAAGGGAGCAUAUGCGUCGGGAUCAUAUCAUUUCCUUAUUUUUGUGUGCUUUUGUUUAUACCCUUGCAAAGGUUCUUUUUUGGUAAUUAAUUUGAUGAAAUUUUUUAUCUAAGAUAGAGAUGGAUGGAUGGUUGGAUGGAUAUGGUUAUACAGCAUACAGGAGUGGUUGGUCAGGGUGGGUUUUGGUAGAAUGGCAGAUGAUGAAUGGAAGGUGGUCUUUUUUUUUCAAUUUUAAAUUUAAUAAUAUCUUUUUUGCAAGAAUAAAAAAAUAAAAAAAAAAAAAAAAAAAAAAAAAAAAAAAAA